Messenger RNA from Chroicocephalus ridibundus (black-headed gull), 371 nucleotides. RefSeq names its product ribosomal protein S29 (gene RPS29). Gene Ontology annotation, molecular function: zinc ion binding; structural constituent of ribosome. Gene Ontology annotation, biological process: translation. The coding region runs from base 99 to 269 and encodes 56 amino acids. Lineage: Eukaryota; Metazoa; Chordata; Aves; Charadriiformes; Laridae. The transcript has 3 exons. The record is from RefSeq and is a predicted model, not a curated record. Gene Ontology annotation, cellular component: ribosome; cytosolic small ribosomal subunit.
GGGCGGGGCCGCGCCGCAGGGCGGGAGCACGCAGGGGGUGAUCAGCGCACGCACCGGCCGCCAUCUUUCUCUUGCAGCUCGGCGGGCAAGCAGGCAGCAUGGGCCACCAGCAGCUCUACUGGAGCCACCCCAGGAAGUUCGGCCAGGGCUCCCGCUCCUGCCGCGUGUGCUCUAACCGCCACGGCCUCAUCCGCAAGUACGGCCUGAACAUGUGCCGGCAGUGCUUCCGGCAGUACGCCAAGGACAUCGGCUUCAUUAAGCUGGACUGAGCGCCGGGAGGAUGAGGCUGUCGCCAGAAGCUCCCGGGGGUUCCCUGACACAUCGACAACAUCUCGGCACAGCUAUACUCAAUAAAUAGUCUCCCUGCCCUA